GUCAGCGAGAUGAUGAACAGAACCGUGUGCUUGCGGGCCCAGCUCCAGUUGAGCGGGUCCUGGGGGUUGUCGCUGGGCUGCGGGAUGAGGCGCGUGUGGCCGUCGCUGGCCAGCUUGGCGCCAGCGCCGCCGCCGUCGAGGGCUGCCGCGUCGAUGAUGUAGCCCUCGCCCUCGUGGAACUCGUGCAGCCGCUCCGUCUUGGUCUGGAACUCGGCGUGUGCCGCCGCCGUCUUCUCGCCGCUGCCGUUGCCCGCCUCGAGCUCCGGAUCCGACGCCUCGGCGUGAGGUUUGCUGUCCAUGAUGGCUACGCGGUGGGGAACUUGUGGAUUCUGUAGAGAUGCGGACGAGCAAGACUCAAGACGUCUAGUGUCAUGACACACAGACGCACAGGAGGACGACGCGCCGCUUAUAAUCACGCCUGCAACGUGUGCACUUGGGCGUCGCCUCCCAGAUCCCGAAGCGGCGUUACACAGGUUCUGAAGAUAGCAGCGACUCGGAUAAACGGCAGGAAUCCGUUGCGGGCAGGCCAUGAUUGCUAUUAUAAUACACGACGAGUGUGGGGAGCAGUGUCCAAAAUCCAUGCACCGCCGGCCAGGAGUGGCAUCGCUGGACGCCGGGCCACCGGGUGCAGGGUGACAGUGACACUGCAGGCGAUAUUGCCAUGCGCUCUCGCCUUUGGUUGGCCGAGCGUGUUGGGGUUGUUAGACGUCGUCGUAGCAGAACAACUGCCGAGAUUUGGAGCCGGCCGCGGCGUCACCAGAAUGCAAGUGCCGGAUAAUUCCAAUCAAUCGCAUCGGUUUCGUGCAGCCGCCCAUCUCGUCUCGCACGGGACAGGACAGGGGUUCCGUGCGAGGUGCCCCCCAGCGACGCCCCCCCCGCGCGGAGUCGCCGUUCGGGCAGUUAUUGCUUGGCAUUUGGUUUCCUGGGUCGGGGUCGGAUUGCGGCAUCCAGGCUUUGCCGUUGUUGAUGGCAGGGAAAAGCUGCCAUGAUAAUCUUAUUGUUGGAAGAAAAGAUGGUUAAAUAGAGGAGAACGUUGAAGUGAAAGUGUCCUGUGCUGAGUCAAACUGUCAAGAUAACACCGUCUGAUACCAGGUGCAGGAUCUGUGCAACUGUGAACUGUGUUGUGGCUAAUGCCAUCCUGAA
This is a messenger RNA of Lasiosphaeria miniovina, 1143 nucleotides long. RefSeq lists its product as uncharacterized. Bases 372 to 989 code for a protein of 205 amino acids. Lineage: Eukaryota; Fungi; Ascomycota; Sordariomycetes; Sordariales; Lasiosphaeriaceae. The transcript has a single exon. The record is from RefSeq and is a predicted model, not a curated record.